AUGCUGGGAUUUUCAUAUGGAGAAAUAUUUCUAUUGCUAGGAGCCACUGCUGCUCUGCUUGGUCCAAAGGAUUUGCCAAUCAUAACCAGAACAGCUGGGAGGAUGGCUGGCCGGGCUAUUGCAUAUGUACAAUUAGCCCGGGGACAGCUUGGAUCUGUUAUACAGCAAUCUCAAGCUCGCCAGCUUCAUGGUGAACUUCGGGAUAUGAUGGCACAAGUAGAUGCUAUUAAACAUGAAGUUCGAAGUCUAUCAUUCAUAAAUCCUGGCCCUUUAACUCGAAUGCUUGAUAAUCUCGACCAGCCAUCUAAUUUAAAUGUUGGAUAUACAAACAACAGGAAACCAGAAGGUGCUGGGGUGAAUCUCUCAAUAUCGUCUCUUACCAAGGAUUCAACUCCAUUGCCUUCCAAUUCAUUCAAUAUGCAAAGCAAAGCAACUACUUAUGCCAGGUUGGCCGAGGCCCCUUCCAUCAAGAAUGGUUCAUUGGCAAGUAGUGGUGAAGUGGAGAAGAUUAAAGAUGGUCUGCAGCUUAUUGUCAUGCCACUUUCCGCUGAAAGUACUGGACUUUUACCAAAUCGUGGUGGGGCUGAUGUGAAAGGAUCUGACAUAGUCCAAGAAGCAAUUUUGGAAGCAGAGGUAGCUCAUAAAGCAAAGGAGUUCUUUUCCCAACCCGAAAAUCAGCCUGAAAAUCAGAUAUGA
Lathyrus sativus (Indian pea) is the source of this 696-nucleotide messenger RNA. NCBI's taxonomy places the organism in Eukaryota, Viridiplantae, Streptophyta, Magnoliopsida, Fabales, Fabaceae. The record is from the annotation of a GenBank genome assembly.